AUGGAGCAGCAUGGGUGGAUGGGGCCGCAAGGCCCUGUUCCUCCUCUGCAGUCUUGCAGCAGCAGCAGCAGCAGCAGCUUGCUGCAGCAUCAGCAGCAUCAGCUCAAUACAGACUAUCCAGCAUCAGUAGCAGGCUCUGCUGCUGGUACAACAGCUGGAGAAGCAGCAGCAGCAGCUGCUGCUGCUGCUGCUGCAACAGCAGCAGCAGACAGCAGAGCAUGCCAGAAUUUAUCUGUCUCUUCUCUUAUUGGCGCCUUUGUGCCUCUGCCUGUGCGUCCUCGUGCUGCUGCUGCUGCUGCUGCUGCGUUACCUCCGCUGGUGCGUAUUGUUGCGGUGUCUGCGCUGCUGCCAUCUCCAACCUUCUGCUGCAGUCGUGCUGCCUCUCACGCGGAAGCAGCAGCAGCAGCAGCAGAUGCAGCAGCAGCAGAGGAAAAAGCAGCAGAAGCAGCAGAUGCUGCUGAUGUUGAUGGGCUAAGGAGAGACAGUUGUGUCUCUACACCUCGAGACAGACUGCAUGAGCAGCAGCAGCAGCAGCAGCAGCAGCAGCAGCAACUGCAGCAGGACAGGACGGUGUUAGGUGCUGCUGGGGUGGAUCCAGCAGACGGCAAUGCAGUAGAAUCUGCAGCAGCAGCAGCAGCAGCAGAUCCGCUGCAGCAUACGGUGUCUGCGACCUUGACAGAGGAUUGGUUUCAACGAGGAGAUGGUGCUGCUGCUGCUGCUGCUGCUGCAGCAGCAGCAGCAGCAGAAGGUCCAGGUGCUGAGGGUCCUUUUGUUUAUGCUGCAGCAAUUCAUGAUUGUAAAAGUUUCUGCUGCAGCAGCAGCAGCAGCAAAAUGCAUGCAGCGCUGCGUCGUUGUGUCUUCUUGCUGCAGAUACCAUGGCAGCUGUCUGUACACUGCACAGAUAAAGCAGCAGCAGUGUCCUCGCUUGCUGCAGCAGCUGCUGCUGCUCCCCUUGCUGCUGCAUCUGUUGCUGCUGCUGCUAGCUGCAGCAACAGCAGCAGCUGGGACAGCCAGCUGUCUCCUUGCUGCAGCAGCAGCAGCAGCGAUGACUUCUUGAGGACAUUGCUUGCCCCUGGUGGGGGACGGCUGCCUUGUGAGAUCCGCUGUGUGCCGCUGCUGCCUGCUGCUGCUGCUGCUGCUGCUGCUGCUGCUGAGUGUGACAGCAGCAGCAGCAGCAGCAGCUCGCAGCACUCAACUCGCCGUCUCAGCAGGGGCAGCAGCAGCAGCAGCAGCAGCAACAGCUUGCUAUCUCAGUCUUCUAUUAGGGGUGCUCUAUCGCAUUCAAAGCAUACUCCUCCUACUUCUGCUGCUGCUGCUGCUGCUGCAGUGCAGCAGCAGCAGCAGACCAGUGUCUGCAGUCCCCUAUCAGCGUCUGCUCUGCCGCUGCUGCUGCAGGAUAGCUGCAGCAGCAGCGUUUGCUGCUGCAAGCAGUUUCCGUAUCCACCAGAGGGCAGCUGUUUGCGGGGUGCUGCUGCUUGUUGCUGUUGCUGCAACAGCAGCAGCAGCAGCAGCAGCAGCAGCAGCACGAGGAGGCGUGUUCGCGUGCUGCAGCACGCCCGUCUCCUUUGCUGCUGCCAGCAUACCGAUUUCAUAGUUAAUGCCUCGCUGCAGGGGCCCUCUGCUGUGUCUCCUUUGCUGCUGUUUGCAUGCAGCUGCAGCAGCAACACGUAUAUAUGGUCAAUGCAAUCCCCUGUGCUGCUGCAACUCUGUGGGCGUAUCUCCUUGCCACCCCUCCAACAGCAGCAGCAGCAGCAACCGCAGCAGCAGCAGCAGCAGCAGCAGCACUAUAAGUUUGCGCUGCUAGAGAGCGACGAGAGACAGCUGCAGCACUCUCUCGUUGCCUUUGGCUUACCUGCUGCUUCUCCUUUUGCUGCUGUCCCCCGCAUGCAUGUGCUAUUUGUAUACUUGCCAUGGUCGCAGCAGCAGCAGCAACAGCACCAGCAGCAGCAACAGCAACAGUGUAUAGUGGGGGCAUUUAUGAUAGAUGGGUUAGCAAGAGGGGCAAGAGGACUGCCGCUGCUGCAGCAGGUAGCAGCAGCAACAGCAGCAGCAGCAAAUAUUCCUCUCUCUUCUUUUCAUAUCGAAAAUAUCACUGAGAUUGUACUCGCUGAGCCUAACCUAUGGAGUGACAUGAUGUGGGUAACUGUCUCCUCUUCUUCUUCCCUAGAUGGUCUCCUUGCGGGGGGAGGUGCUGCUCUUGGUGCUGCAGUGUAUGCUGGUUAUCCCCUUGCUGCUGGAGGAACUGCAGCAGCACCUCCGCUGCUGUCUCCUUCACCUCCUCCCGGCAGCAGAUCAGCAGCAGCAGCAGUGUCUGCUGCUGCUGCUGCAGCAGGACAGGAGACGCAGCAACUGUUGUGGGGAGCAUUAAGCGGUUUUCUUUCUUGUAUAAUCCCUCCUUGCCGCAUGCGCGUCAUUACUGCUUAUGGGGAUGAGCUGCUGCUGCUGCUUUCUCCUGUGCUGCUGCGGCUGCAGCAGGAAGGCAGCAGCAGCAGCAGCACCAAAUUGCUGCAGGUGCGCUAUGGAGUCCGGUGUCUCGCGAGCACUUCGCUGCUCACUGAGCUGCCGGCACUACGUUGCUUUUGCAGCGAGCAGCAGCAGCUGCAACAGCAGCAACAACAGCAGCAGCGCUCAAUAGAGGACCUAGGGGUGUUCAAAGGAGACACAGAAACCCUUAGCGGCAGCAGCAGCAGCAGCAUGGAGACAGACGACAGUAGCAGUCCCUCUCUUAGAGGCGGAGACACUCCUACAGCAGCAUUAGCAGCAACAGCAGCAGCUGACACAGAAGACCCUUCAGCAGCAACAGCAGCAGCAACAGCAGCACAAGGAGGGCUGCUGCUGCGGGGUAUCUCCUCGCUGCCGCAGCAAGCACUAGAUGCAGCAUGGACGGCAGAGACAGGUUUGCUGCUGCUGUGGGCAAGCGAAGGCCUAAGAGGGGGAUUGUCCCCGAUCCUGUCGCUGCAGUCUGCUCCGCUGCAGCAGCAGCAGCAGCUGCUGCUGCAGCAGGAUCUGCCACUAGGUUGCUGCAAUAGCGAGGUGUCCUCUACAAUGCCUAAAGUCUCUUGGGCAGCAUUCCUCCCCUCAUCGUUUCUUGCCCUGCUGCAGCAGCAACAGCAGCAGCAGCUGCUGCAGCUGCAGCAGCAGAGCGUGCACCAGCAACAAAAUGAGGAGAGAAUUCUGCUGCCCCCCACAGGACGAUUGCCGCUGCUGCUGUGCGCAGCAGCAGAUGCCCAGCAGCUGCUGCUGCUGCAGGUUGACACUGCUUCAUCGGUGCUUGGGGUGCAGCAGCUGCAGCUGCUGCUGCAGCAGCAGCAGCAAGAGAAGCAAGACCUCUUCCCUGGUCUGAAUAUGGAGGCUGUGGCAGCUCUGUUUGGACAGCAGCAGCAGCCGCGCUACACGCACUUGCAGCAGCAGAAGCAGCAGAAGCAGCAGAAGCAAGCGCUGCUUCUUGCUGCUCAAGUCGUGGAGCUGCCUGUCCCCGUAGCCUUGCCUCAGGCAGUAACUUCCGUGCUGCUGCUGCUGACGGCGGCGCUUCCCGCUGCUGCUUCUCCUAGGCAGCAGAAUGAGCAGCAGCAGCAGCAGCAGGUCGACCGUGUCCCGUGGCUUCUUGCCUUUGCAGUCGACUCACGCUGCUGCCUCGUACCGCAUCAGAAGCCGGUGCAGGAGCUGCAGCAGCAGCAGAAGCAGUCUACCGCUGCCGUAGGCUUAGGCCUAUUCCUGGUAGGAGCCUGGAGAGACACGCGCUGCACUGCAGCAGCAGCAGCAAGAGAAGCAGCACAUGCAUCACCGUGGAGCAGUUGUACGUUUAUUAGAGAGGGGCACCAGCUGCUGCUGCAGCAGCAGACAGCUGCUGCUGUCUUGACACCCGAACGUGUUCUUAUAGCUUCGCCGCUGUGGCUGCAGCAGCAGCAGCAACAGCAGCAGCAGCAAUCGAUGACAGGCAGCGAUCCCCUGGGACUGGUGCUGCCAUCAAGGCAGCAGCAUGCGUGGCCUGCAGCAGAAGCAGCAGCAGCAGCAGCAGCAGCGUCGAAGCAUUCGUUUGUGUAUUGCCUGCGUCUGUUAGCUUCACCAGUUGGCAGAGUUGCUGCAGCAACCAAUGCAGCAGCACCACCAGCAGCAGCAGCAGAAGUGCGCCUGCUGGCAGCUGCAUGCAUCCCUGGGGAAGAAGGCCGUGUGUCUGCUGUGUCUUUGCUGCCUGAUAGUUUGGUGCUGCAGUGCAGCAGAACUUCUGCUGCUUUUGUUUUCUCUCUUCGUGCCUUGCCGCUGCUGCUGCCUCCUUCAGCAGCAUGCGGAGGCAGCAGCAGCAGCAGCAGCAGCGAGCAGACAGUAAACGACUCGGAGCUUAUAGGGCUCCUCUCGCUGCACCCUGACGCGUGUCUGUCUCCUGUGUUGCAGCAGCACGUUGGAGCUGCUGCUGCUGCUGCUGAUGCUGCGCCCAGAGGCAGAGCAGCAGGAGACGUUUCUUCGUGCUGUCUUGCAGAUGGCCGUUUGGCUGUCCUCGUAAAGUCGCAGCAGCAGCAGCAGCAGCUUAGCUCCGCUGCUGCUGCUGCUGCUCCAUAUGAUCAUGUUGUAGUUUAUGUACAGGACAGAGUUGCUGCUGCGGCAGGCAGGACAGCAGCAGAUAAUUGGAUAUGUGUCUUUGCUGCAGCGCGUGGCAAGAGCAGCAGCAACUGCACCAGCACAAGCAGCAGCAGCAGCAGCAGCAGUCCUGUCUGCGUCUAUGAUGCCUGGUGGUCAUACGAUGGGUCUUUGUUGGUUCAAAUGGAAGCAGCCGAUGCAGUAGAAAGCAGCAGCAGCUGCAGCAGCAGCUGCAGCAGCAGCUGCAGCAGCAACAGCAGCAACAGCAGCAAGUCUUUCUUCUGCUUCCGACAGCUGUCUGGUGAGCUCCUUGCUGCAGCAAAGGGACUUAUUCCGUUGGCGCAGUCUCCUGCAUGCGCUGUGUGGGGCCCCGCGUCUGCUGCUGUCAUUGCUGCCUACCGUGCAGCAAAGGAGGCAGCAGAGCAGCAACAGCAACAGCAGCAACAACAAGAGCAGCGCGUGCAUGCGAUGACAGCUGCAGCUGCAGCUAUCGAUGCGGCGAUUGCACGGGCAAAGCAACAGCAGCAGGAGCAGCACGGUGUUGCUGAUCCGCAGCAGCUGCAGCAGCAGCUGGAGCAACAGCAGCGCGAGAUGCUUGCUGCUGUAGCCCAAACAACACGAAAUCAUGGAGGCUGCUGCCUGUACACCCCAGAGGUGCUGCAGCAGUUGCUGCGCUGCGGCUACACUGCAACAGUGCGCUGGUUGCUGCUGGUGCUGCUGCGCUGCCUUGCAGCUGUGGGGCUGUCUACCCGCCUGCAGCAUCUGCAGCAGCAGCAGCAGCAGCAGCAAGGGAGAGUAGCACGAGGAUCAUCGUUGGACUUCUCCCUUAGUCUAGAGUCUUUUGGGCAGGAGCUGGGGAUAGAAACUGCAGCAGCAAGUGCAGCAGCAGCAGCAGCAGGAGAGGGAGAGCCUCGCUGUUGCGCAGUAUGCGGAACCACCAUCCCUCCAGCAUCAGCAGCAGCUGUAGGCGAUGGCGCUGCUGAUGCUGCUGCUGCUGCUGCUACCGCUGCAGUUUGCUCCGAAUGCGAACCUAAGGCAGGCUGCGAGCUAGCGCAGCUGCUGCAGCAGACAAUGGCAGCAGCAGCAUGUCUGCUGACGGAUCUAUUUGCGCAGCAGCAAGCAGCAGAACAUCAGCAGCAAGUAGCCCAGCAUCAGGACCUUACUCCAGCCGAGCAGCAGCGGCUGCUGCAGCAGCGCCGCUGCUGGCCAAAGAACCCUGCGGUGUAUGUGCAAUGGGCACGGCGGUGUCUCCCUGCAAGUAUGCAUCCGUCUCCCGCUAUUGCUGCAGCAGCAGCAGCUGCUGCUGCUGCUGCUGCCACUGCUUCUGAUUGCAAGGAGGGGCAGGUGGCGUCUGCUGCUGACGAUGAGCAGCAGCAGCAACAGCAACAGGGGGCUUGGUUGGAUACUUUUGGUGGGGGUGUGGGGCAGUUUUCUGCUUAUCUGUCAGCAGCAGCAUCAGCAGCAGCAGGAUCAGCAGCAGCUGCAGCAGCAGCAGCAGCAGAAGACCGAUCUGCUGCUUUCUGCCUCUUUGGGUCUAAGGAGAAUUCCUCUGACGACGAUCCGUUCGAUGUAAGAGAAUUGUUAGGCUUCAGCAGCAACGCAGCAACAGAGGAGACAGCAGCAAAGGAUACAGCAGCAAAGGAUACAGUAGUAGAGGAUAUAUUAGCAAAGGAUGCAGCAGGAAAUGCCACAGCAGCAGAAGCUGGAGGGAAUCAGGACCUCCCCGCACACAGUCUUGCUGCAGCAGACGAAGCAGCAGCAGCAGCUGCUGCUGGUGCAGCAGCAACAACAACAGCAACAGAUUUAACAACACCCAGUGCUGCUGCAGCAGUUCUUAUGACACCUGUUCGUGCUACACUAACAGAUGAAGAAUACGGUUUGCUGCUGCAGUUGCUGCUGCUUCCCUUACCAGGUCUUGCACUAUCGCCGCAGCAGCUGCUGCUGCUGCGUUGCCUUAUACGAGCACUGCAACAACUGGAACAGCAGCAGAACUGCAGCACAAGAGCAGCUGCUGCAGCAGCAGGUUUGGCUGCUGACUUUCCUGCUGCUGCUGCCACUGCUGCUACUGCUGCAGCUGCUGCUGCAGAUGCUGCUGCUGCAACGCGGCUCGGCGCCACAGAAGCAGAGCAGAACGAUGUAGAAGCUGCUGCUAGGGCUGUCAGUGCAGCAGCAGCAGCAGUAGCAGCAGCAGCAGAAGGCAUCUCGCAGAGCUGCAGCACCGACAGCAGCCGCCAGCGGUUCUACACCUCCUUGCUCGUGUUGCGGGAGGCGGAGGUUGCGGUGUCUGAGGAGGAUCAGCAGCAACUUUACGCGCAGCAGCAGCAGCAGGCGAAGGGUCCACUAUAUUCGUCUCUUUCUCCUAGUAGUUAUGUUUCGUCCGUUAGGCAUCCGUUAUCACCAAGUUCUGCUGCUGGUGGUGCUGCGGGUCCUGCUGCUGCUGCAGCAGUGCCAGCUGUGCCUGCUGCAGCACUUCUGAGCAGCGAAGAUAUCUGCUGGUGUCUGCAUGCAGCAGCAGAAGAAGAUCUGCUGCAGCAAGUCGUGCAGCAGGCGCGAGCAGCACACCCUGAAGGCCGCCUUACUUGGCCCCUCCUUCGUCGGCGUGGCGUUGGCUUCUGGCUGCGCAGCCCUUCGACUGUCCGCCAGCUGUGCGAGCUGCUGCUGCAGGAUGCAGUGAAAGCAGCAGCAGCAGAGCAGCAACAGCAGCAGCAACAAGGGGGAUUAUGUCUCAAGGGACUGGCCGAGACAUCAAGUCCUUUCAAGCCUGCAAGCAGCAGUGCUGCUGCUGGGCCCCACCAGGCUGCUUCGUCUGCAGCAGCAUCAGCAGCAGCAGCAGGCAGUGCUGGUGACCUAGUUGCCUUAUGGGCAGCAGUUAGCGGCAAGAAGGGCCUCAUCGUUGCCUCCCUCAAGGCGCAAGGAAACGCAAAGGCUGCUGCCUUCUUAACAUCUGCUGCUAUUGAUGCUCGAUGGAGAGCAGCAGCAGAGAAGAAUGGAUUUCAAUUGUUAACUCAUCGCCGCUGUUGCAUGGCGUUGGCCUUCUUUUCUCUUGCUGGAAGCUAUAGAGAAAUAGCUGAUGUCUGCUGCAGGGUGCUGAAAGACACGCAGCUUGCCCUCUUUCUCUGCAGAGUUGGUGCUGCUGUCUCCUCGCCUGAGUCUCCUCCCUUGGGGACAGACUCGCAACCAUGGGGUGGUCAGCAGCAGCAGGAGCAGCGGCAGCAACAGGUGCUGCUGCCCUCUGCCGAUGCAGCAGAUGGAGCAGCACCACCGGCAAAACCUGCUGCUGAUGCAGAUGCUGGUGCUCCUGCUCCUGCUGCUGCGCAGGCAGCAGACAUGCGUGGAGGCCUUCCCCCGUCUCCCCUGGCCUUCGAUGGGUCCCCUGCUGCUGAGUACCGCAGGGUGCUGCUGCAGCGGCUGCUGCCGCAGGCAGAAGCAGCAGGGGACAUAUGGUUGCGUUUCUUGUGCUAUUGGCUAGCAGGGCAUUACACCCAAGCCUUUGAGGCGUUACUGCCUCCCUAUGCAUGUGCGCAGCAACAACAACAGCAGCAACAGCAGCAGCAACAACAGCCCCAGCAGCAGCAGCAACAGCAGCAGCAGCAUGAAGUUCUCCCCUUCAACCCGCGCACAUAUUUGCAGGGUAUUGAGCAGCACCAGCAGGGGAGGCCGUUGUGGGGCGGUGCAGCGGACGGUGCAGCACUACCAACAGCAACAGCAGCAGCACAGGAGGAGGGAGUGUAUGAGGGAGGGUGCUGGAGGGUCUCUUUGCCUUCUUUGUCUCUUUCUUUAUUUCGAUUGGCAAUUAGGCAAACUCUGCCUGUGCGCAGAGCGCAGCAAACGCACAAGGAGAAGCACCUGCAGCAGCAGCAGCACCUGCUGCAGCAGCAGCAGCAGCAGCAGCAGGAGUCUUUCCUGGAUCCUUUCGCUGGGCCUGAGGACAAGAGCAGCCUGAACAUAUUCAGCCGAAGGAGCAGCAGCAAUAGCAGCAGCAGCAGCAGCAGCAGGCAAUGGGGGAGCCCAGCUGAUGGUGCAUGCACCAGCAGCGGUAGGGUCCCUUGGAGAGACAGUUUCUCUGUACCUCUUCUUGAGCUGCAAAGAACAGGCAGCAGCAGCAGCAGCAGCAGCAGCCCGCAUAAGUGUCGCAUUUGCUGGUGGGGUUUUGUGGACCCAGCAGGUGCAGCAGAGAGCGAUAUGUACAUGCUGAGCUGCCUGUACACCCGAGAGAGGCAGCCUUUCCUUGCUGCUGUUGCUGCUGUGUCUCUUUUGUCUCUAAGAGCAGCACGGCAGGCCGCUUCAAAAGUCUUAGGGGAUGAUACAGCAGCAAAUGGUACCUCUCCUGCUGCUCCCCUGCAGCAGCAGCCACUGCUGCCAGACGCUGCACUGCCUACUGUGUGGGGUGCUCUGCAUGCGUUUGCUGCUGCUGCAGCGCAGCCGCUGCUCUGUGCUUCUUCUAGUCUGCAGCAGCAGCAACGGCAGCUAGUUGGGCCCGCACCAAAUGUGACGAGUCUCCUUGACCUCCAGCCAAGUCUCCUGCUGCUGCUAACUGCGGCCGCCUGGCGGCCAGCUGCUUCUGCAGCGGAGAGCAGCAACAACAGCAGCAACACCAGAAACGGCUACACUGUCGUCUCAGCGCUUCAAGGCUUCGCACCAGACAGCCAACAGCAGCAGUUACAUCAGCACGAGCAGCUGCCACUGCUCGACCGUCAGCAGCACCAGCGGCAGCCGGAGGGUCUACCGUCAGAAGCAGCUGAGAAUCCUUUGCUGCUGCUGCUUGCUUCUCUAGAGAAGAGCAUUGAGCUAUACAGCCAAGCCGCGUUGCUGUUGCUGCCGCCGCUGCUCUCGGGGUUGAACAGCAACAGGAGGGCGCUACUGUCACGAUGUUUGCUGUCUCCCUGCUGCAGUGCAGCGGCCCCUUCUUCGCCAACAGCUGCAGCAGCAGAAGCAGCAGCAGCAGCAGAAGAGCUGCAGGAGGCGCUGUAUCUGCCACGGGAGCUGCCGCCGCAAGAUUGGCCCUGCAGCAGACUUGCUGCUGCGUCCUUGGCGUGGAGGCGACAAUCCAGCAGCAGCAACAGCAGCAAAAAGACCCAGGAGCAGCAGCUGCAGCAGGCAGUCUCGCGCUUGUCGCUUUUGCUGUGUGGCUAUGCUGCUGCACCGUUUGCUGCUGCCUCAGCAGUCCAGAGCAACAAGAGGAGCAGCAGCGACAGCAGCAGCAGCAGCAGCAACGAUGACCACGCUGCGCUGCAGUUGCAGUGCCCGCUGGCAGUUCAUGCUGCAUUGUUUGACCUGCUGCAGCAGCUGCAGCAAAUGCAGCAGCAGCAACAGCAGCAGCAACGUGGGCCGCGUCGUGUUUCUGCCGCCGCAGCAGCAACAACAGCAGCUGCAGCUGCAGCAGCGGCAAGGAGUGCCGCCUCUCCCUCUUCCUCCACAGCAGCGCUAGGCUCUGCAGAGGCAGCAACAUUAGGAGGGACACCCGAAGAGACGGACGGCGUGCUGCUGUCUGUCUCCUCGUUGCUGCUGAAGUUAUCUUACGGGCAACUGCUGGCAGCAACAGACGCUGCAGCAGAGGCCCGCAGGGUUGCUGCUGCCACAGCUGCUGUGCUGCAGCAGCACCAGCAUCAGCAGCAUCACCAGCAGUCGCAGGAGCAGCAGCAAUUAGAGUGGCCUUGCAACUUGUCUGUUGACUUGGCGGGACUCACAAGACACCCUGUCUACACCUGUCCUGCUGCUGCUGAUGUUGAAGAUAAUGAUGAGGCUUACAAAUUCUGCACGCCGCUGCUGCUGCCGCUGCUGUUGCAAUUGCUGCGCGACACCCUGGAGAUGCCAUCUAUACACCCCAAAGUGCUGUGUGUCCCUGCGCUAUAUUGCUGUCUUACAUCGUGCGUCGGCGAGCUGCAGCAGCAGCUGCAGAAGAACUGCUGCCGCUGUUGCAGCUGCAGCAGCGGGUCCAACUGCGGCGGCAGCAGCAGCAACAGCAACGGGUGCAGCUGCGUUGAUGGCGCCCUGUCGCUGCUGGAACUGCGGCGGCUGUACAGCAUUGCUGCUGUUUGCUGCUGCGGCUUGCUGCUGAGCAUAGUUGCUUCGAUGCCUUCAGUCUUCUCUACCGAUGCCGGUUUGCUGCUGCAGCAGGCACCCUCUGCAGCAGGAGCAACCGGAGCAGCAGCUCCAGCUGUACCUCCAGAAGGGGUCGCCACACCACGCAGAAGCAGCAUCAGCAGCAGCAGCAGCAAGUACCAAGCGGCCGGUCCACCACGAGCGAACAGCUGCAGCAGCAGCAACAGCGGCAGCAGCAACACACACUGGGAAGAAGACAAGAUGUUGGUGCUCGUACACCAGGCGGCGACAGUGUUGCAGCUGCUUCUCUCCCGGCCGCGAUGUGUGCUACUGCAGCAGGAUGUGCUGCAUGUGCUGCACCAGUUGUUGCAGCCCCGAUGGGUUCUCCAUGCUAGUGUAGGCGCUGCAGUUGGUGCAUCAAGAGGGCGAGUAGCAGCAGCAGCGGCAACGUCUGCUCCUGCUUUUGCCCUUGCUGCGUGUGUUGCAGUUAAAAUGCUUGAAUUUAUUAUUGACGUACUUGGCAACAUACAAACAGAAGCAAGGCGGACAGCGGUGGCACUGCGAGCGCAGCAGGGAUUCCUGCAGCUGCAGCAGCGGCAGCAGCGGCAGCAGCAGCAGGAGCAGCAGUAUUUGGCGAGACCCAGUGCAGGGGGAAGCUUACAGUUUAACUCUUGCGCGAGUAUUAUGCAGGGCGGGCAAAUAUCCCUCUCCUCAGCAGCAGCCACAGCAGCAACAGCAGCAGCAGCAGCAGAAGAGGCGCAUUCUAUAUGUGGAAGCUUGGCCUGCUUAAGCAGUUCUUUGGUGGAGUUUUUAGGAACGCAGCUGCGGCCCGUGUUUAUGAGGGCGCUGCUGCCUGCUGCAGCAGGGCUGCUGCCGCUGCUGUGGUGCAUGAACAGUCAUGCUCCAUCAGCAGCAGAAGCAGGAUCAGCAGCAGGAGUAGCAACACCAUCAGGAGCAGCCGCAGGGAAGAGGUCAUCCAUGCUCCGAGCAGCGGCAGAGAGCUGGGGAGGGGAAGGGUUGGGGUUGCUCUGGAGUGAUCUGUGCUGCUGCCGCAGGUUGCAGUGGGCGCUGCAGCAGACAUCCUUCCUCCCGCUGCAGCAGCCGCCAUCUGCUGCCUUGGUGCGGCCGCUGCUGCACCGAGACGCUCUUGUGCAGGCUGUAAGGCAUCUGGCUAGUAGACAGAAUCGAACUCAGCAGCAGCAGCAGCAGCAGCCCCACGAACAGGAGCUACAGCUGCCGCUACAGCUGCAGCAGCAAGAACGACAUCAUCAUCAUCACCACCAUGGACAACAGAACAGUCAUCAGCACUCUGCAGGGCAUGCGCAAGGCCCUCGUAUGGAAGCGCAUGAACUGCAGCAGCAACAACAGCAGCAUCAGCACGGCAACCCUGUGCAGAAGGAGCAUCAGCAGCAUCAGCACGAGUCCGACGCUGCAGCUGCAGAAGCAGCAGCAGCAGACAGGCACGCAGCCACCCCGUCUUGCCACAGCCCCACACCCAAAGGUUCCAGUAGGCGCUUUAGCAGCUGUUUCCCUCCUCAAGAAAAGGGCCAGCUGCACCAGCAGCAGCAGCAGCAGGAGCGGCAGCUGCAGCAAGUAAUAUCGAGUCAUUUAGCGGAACACAUGCUAGCAGCAACCCCGAUGCCAGCCAUUCCCGUUGUUGCCGCUGCUCUCUUCCCAGGCUGCAUCCUUCAGGCUGCAUGCAGCAGCAACAGCUGCAGUAACGCCUUCGAAGUCAUCCGGCAAAGCCACAGUUUGGGGCCGCUGAAGCGGCAGCAGCAGGAGCCGCUGCAGCAGCAGCAGGAGCAGGAGCAACAGGAUGAAGCCAGCAUGGCAGCUUUAGCCGCCUUUGGUCGGGAUUGGGCCAUGCUGCCUGUUGCUGCGCUGCUUGGGCCGGUGAUAGCAGCCAGCAGUAGCAGCAGCAGCAGCAGGCACAGCAGCCCUGCAGGCCUCGCAGUAUCAGGGGAGGUUGUUGUAAGUGUAUGUACACCUGAAGGGCCUCCUAGGGGUAUCCGAGCUCUUUCUUUACCGCCUUCUCUAUUGGGGCUUGCCAAUCACGAGAGCAUGCGUUCUGCUGCUGCCCUUGCCGCUGCUGCUGCUGCAGCGGAAGCUCGCUUCGCAGACGUGGCGAGGCUUGUCAAGUACCAGUCGCUACAACAGCAACACCAGCAGCAGCAGCUGCUGCAGCUCCCCCUGAUGACGGAUGCAUGCGGGCCUGGUGGUGCGUUUCCUUACUUACUGAGCUCCCGCCGGCCUCUGUUUGCUUCGAAGUCAGCAGCAGCACCAGCAACAGGAGCAGCAAGCCCUGCAGGAGGAGCAGUAACAUCUUCCAUCAGUGUUACACGGGAGAACAGCUAUGACCGCGAGCAGCAACGGCACCAGCACCACAAGCAGCUGCAGCUUCAGCAGCAGCAGCGGCACCACCACCACCACCACCAGCAGCAGACCUGUGUUACAUCUCUAGCUGAGUGGGUGGGGUUGUUGUUAUCUCGAGAUGUAUCCCUAUACACCGUAACUCAGACCUCGCGGCUUUGUUCAUACUCCCGUUUGCUGGCGCGCGUCACUGACAGCAGCAGCAGCAGCAGCAGCAAUAGCAACAACAGCAGCAAGAGCAACCUUGUGUUUCCUUAUGGAAUAUUUUCGCCUUUGUCGUCAAUGCGUGCUGCAUUUGAGUUUACGGGUGUUGUUGCUGCUCACCCGUUCCUUCCUGUCUUCGCCGUAUUGCUGCGAGCAUCGCAGCAGCAGCAGCAACAGCAGCAGCAGCAGGGCGGCCCACCAGUCCUGACCCCGGUGCUUCGUUCUUUUGGUUUGGGGGCUCGGAGCCUGCCGAGGGGUCCCUCUGCGGCUCCUUCUGCUGCUCCUAUUGUUGCUGCUCCUGCAAAUUCAGCAGGUCCUUCUGACACCACUAGUGCUGCUAGUGCUGCGUAUGCGCAUGCAGCUGCAGCUAACUCUGCUGCGCCUCCUUCGGCAGCAGCAUCGGAAACAAGCGCGGCAGGAUUUCAACGCCUGGACACCUUAGAACGGCCACCAGCAGAAGUGCAGCAGCAGCAGCUGCUGCUGCAACAGCAGCAGCGACAGCAUUCAGGGAAGAGGGGGCUACAGACGUUGCCGCUUCUGUUGCGUUUGCAGCAACAGCAGCCGGCUGGAGCAGGUGCAGCAGCAGCAGCAAGCCAAGUAACAUGUGCUGCCUGGGUGCCUCAAGGAGAUAGUCUCCUUGUGUCGGACUCCUCUGGCUGGGCAUUUCUCUUCUGCCUCCUUCGAGGUCCUCUUCUGUCUCCUUCUGUAGUGGCUGAGGCUGUGAGUGCCUCUGCUGCUGCUGCUGCAGCAAGGGCGGCUGCAGCAGACAGUAGCACGGCAGGCAUAAGCAACAGCAACAGCAGCAACAACAGGAACAGCCGUGGCGGGCAUGAACUGCAGCAGCAGCGUGCAUGCAGACCUGCGGUCUGCUGGAAGCCCCACCACAUGACGCAGCAAAUUGCAGCAGCAGACGGCAGCGGGGCCUUCGCAAUUACGUUAGGCAUCGGAGUGCCACAGCAGCUGCUGCAGCAGAACACCUCGCUAAUUGCUGGUGCUGCUGCUCCUCGCAGCCUACUGCAGCGGCUGGGAUCGGGAGAGACGGCCUGCGACGAUGCAGCAGCGCCCCUUGCUGCUGGCUGCAACUACAGUAGCAGCAGUAGCAGCAGCAGCAGCAGCAAAGGGGGUAACUGGAAGGAAGGACGCGGGAAAAAGAGGCCUUUAAAGCUGUUCGGUCAAGCAAAAGAGGGAUUUAUGUCGCGGGUGCUGCACUCGCGCCUCUUUGGCCCCAAGUUUCCUGCUGCUGCAGCAUUGCAGCAGCAACAGCAGCAGCAUCAGCGGCGGAACGCAUCAACCGCCCCAGCAGCACCCCUCGUUGGGGGGGCCCUUCGUGCCCUCUCGUGGAGGGCACGCGCCUUCAGGGUCUCUGCAAGGGGCCCCCGCGGCAUCUUGAAGGGUUUUGGAGGCCCUAUUUCGGCUGGGGGUGGCUCGAAGGCAGCAGCAGCAACAGCAGCAGCGGUAGGAAAGCACUCACAGAAGCAGCAGCAGCAACAACAACAAAUGCAGCAACAGCAGCAGGAGCAGCAGGAAGGAGGGGGCGACGAGGACGCCUGGCUGGACUCGACCAGCUGGGCUGCGAGUUUGUGGGGACUUGGAAGCAUUACUGCAGCCGAUAUGGAGGCAGGGAAGCGCUCAGGUGUAUGUACACCUGAUGGAGCCCCACGCUGCAGCAGCAUGCCAUCAAUUGGGGGGCCCUGUCUCUGUGUGUGGCAGCUGGCAGGCGUGGGGCCCGCGGGGGCACCUCGCCUGGUGUCUGUCAUCACCUGCGACGACUUGCUGCACACGCGAGCUCGUCUUGCUGCUGCAGCUGCGCCUCCUACUGCAAGAACAUCUAAAAAGCAAGCAGCAGCAGCAGCAGCUCAAGGAGGUUGCAGCACGUGGUCGAUUGAGGCAACGCACACCCCCACGUGCUUCUGCUUGGCAGUGCUGCAGGAGGGUCCAGCUUGCUGCAGGCCAUGUCUUGCUGCUGCAGCGGGAUGUACAGGCAGCUGCUGCAGUGGUGACUUGACAGCAACUUGCUGCGGAGGUAGUUGUGCUGCACUACGCUGCGUCGUAUACGGAGAUGAAGAAGGCACAGUGCAUGCAGUUGAUUUGGGACUUGAAGAAGAAGUGCUGCGAUGGAGUGCACACAAAGGAGCUGCUUUAUUGUCUCUUUCUGUCUCCCGAGCAUGCAGCUGCAGCAGUGCUGCCCCGGAAGUAUGGCUUGUUACUGCUGCCUCAGCUGCAGGUAACAGCAGCAACAGCAGCGGAGGGUGUGGUGGUGGGGAUAUGGUGCUGCGCUGCUGGUCGGUUGUGGGGCUAGGAGAGGGGGGCCCCGUACUGCUGCAUCAGCUUGAUGUCAGUGCAGCAGCAGUAAUGCCUCGGGGUUUGUCUGCUUCCUGGUCUGGCCGCGGCAGCACAGCAUCAACAGCAGCAACAACAGCAACAGCAGCAACAGCAGCAACAGCAUCAGGGGCUGGGUCUUCGAAUGCCCUCUCGCGCCUUCUCGGCACCAGCAAAGGAGACGGCAGAGACACCCGAAGAGGUGAUAACAGCAGCAAGACAGCAGCAGUGUUUCAGUUGGGAGGGCGCAGCAGCCUGGUGGUCGAAGGAGGAGACCUUUUGCUACUUGCAAGAAUCUAG
Messenger RNA from Eimeria maxima, 15810 nucleotides. RefSeq names its product AGAP010490-PA, related, related. Gene Ontology annotation, molecular function: transcription coregulator activity. The record is from RefSeq and is a predicted model, not a curated record. Gene Ontology annotation, biological process: regulation of transcription by RNA polymerase II. Bases 1 to 15810 code for a protein of 5269 amino acids. Lineage: Eukaryota; Apicomplexa; Conoidasida; Eucoccidiorida; Eimeriidae. The transcript has 6 exons. Gene Ontology annotation, cellular component: SWI/SNF complex; nucleus.